Molecule: messenger RNA, 1137 nt
Organism: Capsella rubella
Lineage: Eukaryota; Viridiplantae; Streptophyta; Magnoliopsida; Brassicales; Brassicaceae
Product: U11/U12 small nuclear ribonucleoprotein 31 kDa protein
Exons: 1
Coding region: 49-831 (260 amino acids)
Biological process (GO): mRNA splicing, via spliceosome
Cellular component (GO): U12-type spliceosomal complex
Molecular function (GO): zinc ion binding; RNA binding
Source: RefSeq, a predicted model, not a curated record
GUGAAAGAUGCUCUAGUAGAACUUGAACACAAAAGAAAGUGAAGGAAGAUGAAGAAGAAGAAGGUUCACCAUAGCGACGAUGAAGAGGACGACACUUUCUACUAUCGCUACUCUUCCGUCGCGGCACCACCUCCGUCGAACCCUAAACAACCUUCUUCAUCCGCCAAAUCAUCAGCUCCUGGCGGAUCUGGCGGCUUAGCUCCUUCGAAAUCAACCCUCUACGUCUCCAAUCUCGACUUCUCCCUCACCAAUUCCGACAUCCACACUCUCUUCUCCACCUUCGGCAAGGUCGCUCGUGUCACUGUUCUCAAGGAUCGCCACACUCGCCGCUCACGUGGCGUCGCGUUCGUGCUCUAUGUCUCUCGUGAAGACGCGGCUAAAGCGUCGGGUUCCAUGGACGGAAAGAUUCUUAACGGUCGGAAGUUGACGGUUUCGAUCGCCGCAGAUAACGGACGUGCGUCGGAGUUUAUUAAGAAGAGAGUGUACAAGGAUAAGUCGAGGUGUUACGAGUGUGGAGACGAAGGGCAUCUUUCCUAUGAGUGCCCUAGAAAUCAAUUGGGUCCAAGGGAGAGACCACCGCCGCCUAAGAAAAGGGGCCGGCGGAAGGAGGACGGCGGAGAGGCUGAGGAAACUAGGGAGUGGUCUGCGGCGCCGCCCUCGUUAGCUGUGGCGGAGGAGACAUUUGAGGAGGAGAAUUGGGCUUCGGUGGUGGAUAACGAAGCUGGAGAGAGGUUGAGAAUGAGAGAAGCAGAGGAAGAAGAAGAGAGGAGGAAGAAGCGAAAGGAGAAGAAAGUUAGUUACUUUAGUGAUGAGAGUGAUGAUGAAGAUUAGAGUUAUUAGGUCCGUUUUCUAAUCUGUGAAUACUGAAUAUAGAGUGAGAUUGAUCAAAAAAACUCAGGAGCAUGCAAUUACGCUGUGUGUUUCAGAUUCUGGAUUUGAGUUGAUCUGAGGUUUUGUCUUCAUAGGAGAUCAUGUUCGAUGUGUCUGGUUCUUUAGUCUUAAGUGAUCUAGUGUCAACGAAGAUACUAUGUUGUUCAUCAAUGUAUUUUAGCUCCUGAUUGAAGAGUACACUCUUAAACAAUCCAUUGUGUCUCUGCAACUUAUUGAGUUAUAUAUACUGAAAUCAUUUUCCAUGUA